AGAGUACCUAUCUAGUCUCCUCGCAUUCACUAUGUUAUUAAAAAUACCAACAAUGAUAGUUUAACUAAAAUAAAGUGAAAAAUUAGUGUAAUUAUUCACAGAUAGCGAAUAUGUCCAGCUAUAUGGCAAACAUAAAGAAAUUGCUAGUUUUCUUAACUUGCUUUUUAUCUGGCUUAGGUGUGUUGUUCUCUAUUGCUUCGAUAACGACUGAACGAUGGGUGUACGCGAACAACAUGAUAUAUUACCAGAUACCAGAUACGAUGCAAAAAGUCAAAUAUGGCUUGUUUCACGGAACUUUGACGACAACAGUUGGCACCGUCAUGGCAUCAGUACCAUUAACCAUGACAUGCCUAGCCAAAGAAAAUGUAUGCGCAUACCUAUGUGCCGAGUCAGAUGAGGCAAGAUAUACGCUCUUGAAGGAUAUCUACCAUAAUAAGAAAGAAAUUGAGCAACCAAACUGUCCAAGAAGUUCUCAGGACCAGGAGCGUCGUACUCGAGUCUCGUCAACGUUUCAAACAAAUACUACAGAUACAAGCAAUAAAAAGUAUAUAAACUGCGGCAUAUGGGUUACAACUAUACUUUUUCUGGUUGUUUCGAUGCUAUUCGGUUUAAUAUCAUCUGGUUUGUCGUUCUAUAAUACCAAUAUCAAUCCCAUUCAAGUAUAUUUAAGCAUAUACGGACUAUUUUUAUAUAACGCUAUAGCUUUGUUCAGUCUUAUCAUUGCCAUGAUGGUAUGGGGAGUGUUUUAUAACUUAAGUAUUUAUCACGAUGUGGCUAUUUUUGAUACGUUGACUGGAGCAAUGGAGUCUGAUAAAACUGCCUACUUGGGCUACUCUUACUGGUUAAACAUCGCACCUCUUAUCUUAUACAUGAUGAGCAUUGCGGUUCUGUUUCUGCGGCAGUAUUUAAUAUCGAAGGAUCCAGGCCAUAAAAUAGUACAAAGGCAGGAUGAUGGAGAUCCAGUGAUCUAUUUGUACUGAUAAUAAAUUAUUUUAGAUUAUUG
Psylliodes chrysocephalus is the source of this 1003-nucleotide messenger RNA. NCBI's taxonomy places the organism in Eukaryota, Metazoa, Arthropoda, Insecta, Coleoptera, Chrysomelidae. The record is from the annotation of a GenBank genome assembly.